AUGGCAUCAUCGGUUUACUCCACCCUAACCUACUGGCUCGUGCACCACCCCUACAUCGCCAACUUCACAUGGAAAGAAGGUGAAACCUUCGGCUCCACUGUCUUCUUUGUCUCUGUCGUAGUCUUCGUUUUCCUCUGCGCCACUUUCCUCCUCUGGUACGCCAUGGACUCACUCCCCUCACUCAGUCCACGCAUCCUCAAACUAAUCAGACUCGUCCACACCUUCGUCCUCUGCCUCCUCUUCAUGAUUAUGGCCGUAGGUUGCACUCUCUCCAUAACCUCGUCUCAAGACCCAAAGGCACACCUGAUAUGUUUCCCCGUUGAUGUGAAACCUAGCGGACCGGUUUUCUUCUGGGCUCAAGUCUACUACCUCUCGAAGAUCCUCCAGUUCGUAGACAUACUUGUCAUGAUUGUCUCAAAAUCAGUCCACCUGCUCUCGUUUUACUACGUGUAUCACCACGGGACAGCUGUGGUUAUGGCCUACCUCUGGCUCCACACCCGCCAAUCUAUGUUUCCCGCUGGGAUCGUGAUAAACUCCAUGGUAUACGUCAUUCUGUACGGUUACUACUUUCUCCGCGCCGUCGGAUUGAGGCCCAAGUGGAAGAUGUUUGUGAAGAGUUAUCUGAUUCUUGGAUAUCUUGCAAUCUUCACUGUAGGAUUCGGUUGGAUGGUCCAGCAUUAUUUCGGGUCAGGUUGCUCUGGGAUUUGGGGAGUUUAUUUCAACGGUGCGUUUGUUUCUUCUCUCGUGGGUCUCUUUGUCUACAAGAACUAUGUCAAGAAGGAAAUGAUUAAAUUGUGUCUUGGAUUAUUUCCCAAAAGAAAUGAUUAA
Messenger RNA from Eruca vesicaria subsp. sativa (arugula), 828 nucleotides. The record is from the annotation of a GenBank genome assembly. Lineage: Eukaryota; Viridiplantae; Streptophyta; Magnoliopsida; Brassicales; Brassicaceae.